AUUACUUUUGUAAUUAAGCCAUCUGCAAUGAUUAAAAUGGGGGGUUCACCUAGUAGGCCUCUAAUGACUAGUUUAAAGCACUGCACUCUGUGGAAAGCAGACCGCAGCCCUGCGUGUCGUGCAGUCUUGAUGGCGUUGGAUGCUAUGAACAUGGAUAUCCAUGAAGUAGAUAUCAACAUGGAUAGAGAAGAACAUAAAAGUCCAGGAAUAGUUUCUAUGAACCCUCUUCAAACAUUGCCAAUUUUAAAGGAUAGAGAUUUGAUACUAAGCGAUAGCCACGCCAUCACGACGUACCUGGCCUCCCGCUGCUGCACGGAGACGAGCAAGUUCCUGCUGCCGCCGGAUCCCGGCAGCCGCGCCCUUGUCGACCAAUUCCUGCACUUUAACAGCUGCGUGCUUUACCCGCAGUACAAGGCGGCAUCUAACCCAAUUCUGCGUGGCACGCUGCGCCAUGUAGACAAGAAGACGAACGACGAGAUCCAAUGUGCGUACGCUGACAUGGAGCAGAUGCUAGCAAAGCGACCGUGGUUCAGCAGCGGCAACUGGCCUUCGCUCGGCGACAUCUCGCUCGCCGCCACCGUCAGCACUCUCAACAUACUCGUGCCCAUCGAUGUCUGCAAUUUUCCUAAGUUAUCAUGUUGGCUGCAUCGCAUGGCCGAGGAGAAGUUCUACUGCACUGCCAACAAGAAAGGACUCUCAGAGUUCUCGAGAACAAUAGGCGAGUUGAGUUGA
Messenger RNA from Cydia fagiglandana, 732 nucleotides. Its product is annotated as glutathione S-transferase 1-like. Gene Ontology annotation, molecular function: glutathione transferase activity. Gene Ontology annotation, biological process: glutathione metabolic process. The record is from RefSeq and is a predicted model, not a curated record. Bases 28 to 732 code for a protein of 234 amino acids. The transcript has 6 exons. Lineage: Eukaryota; Metazoa; Arthropoda; Insecta; Lepidoptera; Tortricidae.